This is a messenger RNA of Symphalangus syndactylus (siamang), 2715 nucleotides long. RefSeq names its product prostaglandin-endoperoxide synthase 1 (gene PTGS1). NCBI's taxonomy places the organism in Eukaryota, Metazoa, Chordata, Mammalia, Primates, Hylobatidae. The record is from RefSeq and is a predicted model, not a curated record. Gene Ontology annotation, biological process: response to oxidative stress; cyclooxygenase pathway. Gene Ontology annotation, cellular component: cytoplasm; neuron projection. Gene Ontology annotation, molecular function: peroxidase activity; oxidoreductase activity, acting on single donors with incorporation of molecular oxygen, incorporation of two atoms of oxygen; heme binding.
CCUAUCCAUCCCCCUCACCUGUUCUGGCCCCCAGAUGUCUAAGCAGCCUCUGCACCCAACAACCCCGCUGUUUCCUAUAGCGGCCUCUUUGGGAGGAAGCCGCAGGCACCAAGGGAAAUGAGUUCCCUUUCUCCAGCCUCUAACCGUCUGGAGAACCCAUCCUGAUUCCCAUUGCCAGUGGAGAAGGUCUCCCCUGGUGAAGACCUCGGGAGAACAUGGGAGAUGGAAAUACAUUUAGGAGCCGGGAUGCUUCCUCUGGGGUUGAAUCCCUGUUGUUACUAUCCAUGCCAGCACCAGGGCAUCUGUGUCCGCUUCGGCCUUGACCGCUACCAGUGUGACUGCACCCGCACGGGCUAUUCCGGCCCCAACUGCACCAUCCCUGGCCUAUGGACCUGGCUCCGGAAUUCAUUGCGGCCCAGCCCCUCUUUCACCCACUUCCUGCUCACUCACGGGCGCUGGUUCUGGGAGUUUGUCAAUGCCACCUUCAUCCGAGAGAUGCUCAUGCGCCUGGUACUCACAGUGCGUUCCAACCUUAUCCCCAGUCCCCCCACCUACAACUCAGCACAUGACUACAUCAGCUGGGAGUCUUUCUCCAACGUGAGCUAUUACACUCGUAUUCUGCCCUCUGUGCCUAAAGACUGCCCCACGCCCAUGGGAACCAAAGGGAAGAAGCAGUUGCCAGAUGCCCAGCUCCUGGCCCGCCGCUUCCUGCUCAGGAGGAAGUUCAUACCUGACCCCCAAGGCACCAACAUCAUGUUUGCCUUCUUUGCACAACACUUCACCCACCAGUUCUUCAAAACUUCUGGCAAGAUGGGUCCUGGCUUCACCAAGGCCUUGGGCCAUGGGGUAGACCUCGGCCACAUUUAUGGAGACAAUCUGGAGCGUCAGUAUCAACUGCGGCUCUUUAAGGACGGGAAACUCAAGUACCAGGUACUGGACGGAGAAAUGUACCCGCCCUCGGUAGAAGAGGCGCCUGUGUUGAUGCACUACCCCCGAGGCAUCCCACCCCAGAGCCAGAUGGCUGUGGGCCAGGAGGUGUUUGGGCUGCUUCCCGGGCUCAUGCUGUAUGCCACGCUCUGGCUACGCGAGCACAAUCGUGUGUGUGACCUGCUGAAGGCUGAGCACCCCACCUGGGGCGAUGAGCAGCUUUUCCAGACGACCCGCCUCAUCCUCAUAGGGGAGACCAUCAGGAUUGUCAUCGAGGAGUAUGUGCAGCAGCUGAGUGGCUAUUUCCUGCAGCUGAAAUUUGACCCAGAGCUGCUGUUCGGUGUCCAGUUCCAAUACCGCAACCGCAUUGCCAUGGAGUUCAACCAUCUCUACCACUGGCACCCCCUCAUGCCUGACUCCUUCAAGGUGGGCUCCCAGGAGUACAGCUACGAGCAGUUCUUGUUCAACACCUCCAUGUUGGUGGACUAUGGGGUCGAGGCGCUGGUGGAUGCCUUCUCUCGCCAGAGUGCUGGCCGGAUCGGUGGGGGCAGGAACAUGGACCACCACGUCCUGCACGUGGCUGUGGAUGUCAUCAGGGAGUCUCGGGAGAUGCGGCUGCAGCCCUUCAAUGAGUACCGCAAGAGGUUUGGCAUGAAGCCCUACACCUCCUUCCAGGAGCUCGUAGGAGAGAAGGAGAUGGCAGCGGAGUUGGAGGAGUUGUAUGGAGACAUUGAUGCGUUGGAGUUUUACCCUGGACUGCUUCUUGAAAAGUGCCAUCCAAACUCUAUCUUUGGGGAGAGUAUGAUAGAGAUUGGGGCUCCCUUUUCCCUCAAGGGUCUCCUAGGGAAUCCCAUCUGUUCUCCGGAGUACUGGAAGCCAAGCACAUUUGGCGGUGAGAUGGGCUUUAACAUCGUCAAGACGGCCACACUGAAGAAGCUGGUCUGCCUCAACACCAAGACCUGUCCCUACGUUUCCUUCCGUGUGCCGGAUGCCAGUCAGGAUGAUGGGCCUGCUGUGGAGCGACCAUCCACAGAGCUCUGAGGGGCAGGAAAGUAGCAUUCUAGAGGGGGGAGCUUUGUGCUUGUCAUUCCAGAGUGUUGAGGCCAGGGCUGAUGGUCUUAAAUGCUCAUUUUCUGGUUUGGCAUGGUGAGUGUUGGGGUUGACAUUUACAACUUCGAGUCUCACCCAUUAUCUGGAAUAUUGUGAUUCUGUUUGUUCUUCCAGAAUGCUGAAUUAGCCCUUCAGACUGUUAGGAGUGGUUCUUAUUUGGUCUGCCAGAAUACUGGGUUCUUAGUUGACAACCUAGAAUAUCAGAUUUCUGGUUGAUUUGUAACACAGUCAUUCUAGAAUGUGGAGCUACUGAUGAAAUCUGCUAGAAAGUUAGGGGGUUCUUAUUUUGCAUUCCAGAAUCUUGACUUUCUGAUUGGUGAUUCAAAGUGUUGCAUUCCUGGCUGAUGAUCCAGAACAGUGGCUCAUAUCCCAAAUCUGUCAGCAUCUGAGUGUCUAGAAUGUGGAUUUGAUUCAUUUUCCUGUUCAGUGAGAUAUUAUAGAGCGGGAGAUCAUAAGGUCCAACAAGAAUGCAUUCCCUGAAUCUGUGCCUGCACUGAGAGGGCAAGGAGGUGGGAUGUUCUUCUUGGGACCCCCACUAAGACCCUGGUCUGAGGAUGUAGAGAGAACAGGUGGGCUUUAUUCACGCCAUUGGUUGGAAGCUACCAGAGCUCUAUCCCCAUCCAGGUCUUGACUCAUGGCAGCUGUUUCUCAUGAAGCUAAUAAAAUUCGCUUUCUAAA